GCGUACAGCCUUCCAGCCCCUGUGCCGCUCCGAUUGUCUCCUCGGCCUCUAUGGCUUCCUCCCCAUUGGAGAGAAGUACUGUCAGUCACAGGCGAGCGUCCCUCUGGCUGCCAUGACAACCAGAAUGCGGGACUGUGCUGCCUGCUGCGGGGAUAUGCCGGGGCGGGUCUCCACCAGGGGCCUCACCCGCUCCGUGGCUCAUAGACUAAAAUAUUACAUUGAUGUACAAAGAAAAGAAGAUAGUUUUGAUUUAUCAGGAGCUAGCAGGAAUGAGGCUGAAAGUUCCAGUUUCUAUAUGCAUCCUGGAAGUAUUGCUGAACAAAAAUAUGAUCAGUGUCUCAAGCAUAAUUUUACAGAUUGUAAAUUUGAAGCAUCUCUUCGAAUGUAUACAGGAAAUUCUGAAGAAUGUGAAAGAAAAUUACAGAGCAGCCCAGAAAGACAACAAGAAAUGAAGAUCAUCAAAAAGAAAAUGGCACAAGAUGUUGUAACUGACAGACCUUUCCCGGUCUUAGUAAGGAGUACAAAAAGAACAAAGAAGUUGCACAGCUUCCCUUCCAGACUAUCUCAAUUUCCUCCUCCCCCAUACACAUCACAAGAAGAAGUCAUGAGGCUCAUUUCAUCAGCUUCAAAGCUAAUUGUUGCGGCGACUUGUGAAAUCUCUUCGGAGGAAAUAAAGAAGCCAGACUGUGCCUCACCCCAGAAGAGGAAAGAAGCUAAAAAUAGUCAAAGAUUGGACCAUUACUACAAGCAGCGUGCACCUCCUCUUGUGAUCUCUCGAGAUCCCCAUGAAUAUGAAGCUAAGAGCAUUGAUGUAUUCUGUUUUAAAAGUACACGGGAAAUGAACAAAUUAGAAGAAUCAAAUGCUGACUUUAUCCAAGAAAAUUCAAGGAAUGAUUAUGGGAAAAAUACGAAGAAAGGCAAGAAAGAAAAAAACAUUAUAAAUGUAAAUGGACAGUUCAGAGUUGAGAGAUCAUCUAACGUUUCCAGUAACUCGUCUAAACAUAGGAGUGUACUUUCUAAAACUUCAACAAGAGCAACUGAUUUAAAUUCAUUGUACUUAAGUACCAUAUCUCCAUAUGCACAAGGAACUGGCAGAAGUAAAGGUCCUAAAAAAAAUGUGCUUAAUGAAGGGGAGUCCUCUGCCUUGCGCAGCUCUUCAGUGAUGUCUGAAUGCCAAGAUACAGAGCCAAGUACUGGCCGUAUAUCAGGCUUGACAAGUUUUGCUCAUUCUCAGAAAAAUGAAUGCCUCUCUGGGUGGCUCUGUAAGACAUCUGAAUUCAAAAGGCAAAAGUCACCCCAAAUGCCUAGUAGAAAGCAUUCAGGCAUCAGAGUUAGUAAGUCUAGCAAGCUUUCACAGAGAAGGCCAAUGGAGAACUCCAGGAAUAUGCCACUACAUCAAAAAGAAAGAAAAAAUAGUGAAGGAAACAGGGAAUUAAAUGAGAAAAUAAUUCAUACUAUUUCCACAAAUGCACAAGCCCCAAUCAUAAAUGAAAACACGGGAGAACAAACAGCUUCUGUUGUGGCUCUUAAAUGUGGCAUUCACCACAGCCAAAAUAUCACAUGUAACAGCCUUCAUCAGAGACCUCAAAGUAACCAGCACCAAAAAAAGAAGAAAGAUUUGUGUGAAUUAGCUACAGGAAAAAACACCAAAUCCCAUAAGGUCCGUUUCCAAGGUCCAUUGCAGUUUUCCAGAAAUACUGAACAGAAAUGUAACUGUGUAAACUUGAAUAGUUGUAACAUAACAAAUUACUAUGGAAUUCAAACCAUUGCUUCAGAAAGUAAAUCUUUAGGGACUGUGACACAUCUUCCAGAGAAGGAAAAUGAAGAACACCUUUCUAGGGUCACACUUGGAGCACCUUCCUUUCUACAUCAAGUUUUCCUGGCAAUGGAGCAAGAUGCAUCACCUACUUCAACUGCAUCUGAGCCUAAAGAUCUGGACAGCAGUUUAGAAAACAAAAGUAUACAACAAUUAUGUAACCAGCAUUUCAUCCUUAAUGAAUCCACAGGAGACACGAAGGUUCAGGAUACUAUCAGCAAUGUACAUACAAGUAACAUUAUUUUAACAGACCCAUGUGAUUGGCAAAUGGCACAUAUCCCACAGAAGGCUCAGUGUUGUUGCACCUGUUCAGAAGAACAACGCAACUUUAUAUCUGAAACAUCUGAUGAAGAACAAGACAGUUUCUCAGAUUCAUCUGUGACAGUAACAAGUAUUUUAGGUGCAUUAGAAAACCAACAGUCAGAAGAGGAGUUCACUAUAUCAUCUGUAUCUGAUAGCCUGAGUCUUGGAUCAUUAUAUGAUGUGCAUGAACAAAUGGAAGAAAACAUUUGUGUUGACCGAAAAGAGGAGGAAAACUCUGACUCCAGCAUAGGCCACCUUGAUGAAAGAGUUCUAGAGGAAAUGCAGAAGAUUAGCACCUCGGAGAGGCUCUCUCAGACAAACUCUUUCCAUUUCAGGUAUUAAUAUUUAUUCUACCUGAAAAGAACCAGAAUAGGCUUUUAGUUUCCAUUUCAGGGAUCCACAUCUUUGAGUUGGUAUUAAAUAUUGGGGACCUGAUGAUGCCUUCCUUUUUAUAGCACUGCAGUAGUCUCACCUGAUGGUAAAAUCAUGGAUAACAAUGGGAUGGUUCAAAUUCAUAAGAGAGAAUGUAAGAUCCCUCUUAAGUGCAAGAUAAGAAUGAGUAUUACUUAUUCCGCCCCAAGGCACUUACAAUCUAAAUUGCUAUCUGGACAUACAGAAACCCCUCAGGAUACAACAAAUUCCCCAACCAAACCAAGACAUGCCAUUAAUCAAAGAUACUGAUAUAAUUUCUGCCAUUUCCUCAGUUUGCUUCUCCCUCCGUAUAGGCACUAUCUCGGUCUUGUCUGGGCUGAAUCUCAGGCCUGGUCUACACUGGGAUGGGGGAGGAGGAGGAAGAAUCAAUCUAAGUUACGCAAUUUCAGCUAUGUGAAUAACAUAGCUGAAGUUGACGUAUUUAGAUCUACUUACCGCGGUG
Messenger RNA from Trachemys scripta elegans, 2993 nucleotides. RefSeq lists its product as uncharacterized. The record is from RefSeq and is a predicted model, not a curated record. The transcript is spliced from 9 exons. NCBI's taxonomy places the organism in Eukaryota, Metazoa, Chordata, Testudines, Emydidae. Bases 113 to 2461 code for a protein of 782 amino acids.